GCCAGCCGGUCGCCGCCUCCUGGGCGGGCCGGAACGCGCGUCCGGUGAAGGUGCAGGCCGAGCGCAGCCGCCGCCGCCACCGCCGCCACCGCCGCGGUCGGGAGAUGGUUCGGGCCUAGCGGAGCGGGGACUGGAGCAACAUGAACCGUGAAGACCGGAAUGUGCUGCGCAUGAAAGAACGGGAAAGGCGGAAUCAGGAAAUUCAGCAGGGUGAAGACGCCUUCCCACCUAGCUCUCCUCUCUUUGCCGAGCCAUACAAAGUUACUAGCAAAGAAGAUAAGUUAUCAAGUCGUAUCCAGAGUAUGCUUGGAAACUACGAUGAGAUGAAGGAUUACAUAGGAGACAGAUCUAUACCAAAGCUUGCUGCAGUUCCCAAGCCCGCAGUGCCAGUGGCAACAGACGAGAAAGCAAACCCAAAUUUUUUUGAACAGAGACAUGGGGGCUCUCAUCAGAGUAGCAAAUGGACUCCUGUAGGACCUGCACCCAGCACUUCUCAGUCUCAGAAACGGUCUUCUGGCUUGCAGAGUGGACACAGCAGCCAGCGGACAAGUGCAGGUAGUAGUGGCACUAGCAGUAGUGGCCAGAGGCAUGACCGUGACUCAUAUAGCAGUAGCCGGAAAAAAGGCCAGCAUGGGUCAGAGCACUCCAAGUCACGAUCCUCAAGCCCUGGAAAACCCCAGGCUGUUUCUUCAUUAAGUUCUAGCCAUUCCAGGUCUCAUGGGAAUGAUCACCAUAGCAAGGAACAUCAGCGCUCCAAGUCACCUCGGGACCCUGAUGCCAACUGGGAUUCUCCUUCCCGUGUACCUUUUUCAAGUGGGCCGCAUUCAAACCAGUCUUUCCCACCUUCUUUGAUGUCAAAAUCUAGUUCAAUGUUACAGAAACCUACUGCCUAUGUACGGCCCAUGGAUGGACAGGAGUCCGUGGAACCAAAGCUGUCUUCUGAGCCCUACAGCAGCCAGUCACAUGGUAAUAACAUGACUGAGCUGAAGCCCAGCAGCAAAGCACAUCUCACCAAGCUGAAAAUACCUUCCCGACCUUUGGAUGCAUCGGUUUCUGGUGAUGUAAGCUGUGUGGAUGAAAUACUUAAAGAGAUGACGCAUUCAUGGCCUCCCCCUCUAACGGCUAUUCAUACACCAUGCAAAACAGAACCUUCCAAAUUUCCUUUUCCAACUAAGGAGUCUCAGCAGUCUAACUUUGGCCCUGGAGAACAAAAAAGAUACAAUGCGUCUGCUAAAACAUCAAAUGGACACCAGUCAAAAUCUAUGUUAAAAGAUGACUUAAAGCUAAGCAGCAGUGAGGACAGUGAUGGGGAGCAGGAUUGUGAUAAGACAAUGCCAAGGAGUACACCAGGAAGUAACUCUGAGCCUUCACAUCAUAAUAGUGAGGGAGCAGAUAACUCCAGAGAUGACUCCAGCAGCCACAGCGGAUCUGAAAGCAGCUCUGGAUCUGACUCGGAGAGUGAAAGUAGCUCCAGUGACAGUGAGGCAAAUGAGCCGUCGCAGAGCGCGUCUCCUGAGCCUGAACCACCACCAACAAACAAGUGGCAACUUGAUAAUUGGUUGAAUAAAGUGAACCCACAUAAAGUGUCUCCAGCUUCUUCUGUAGACAGUAACAUCCCAUCGUCUCAAGCCUACAAAAAGGAAGGCCGAGAACAGGGUGCUGGAAAUAAUUACACUGAUCCUGGUGGGCCAAAAGAAACAAGUUCUGCUACUCCAGGACGAGACUCUAAAACCAUCCAAAAGGGAUCAGAAAGUGGCCGUGGGAGGCAGAAGUCUCCUGCCCAGAGUGACAACACCACACAGAGGAGAACUGUUGGCAAAAAACAACCCAAAAAAACUGAGAAGUCAGCUGCCGAAGAACCCCGUGGAGGCCUGAAGAUAGAAAGUGAAACCCCUGUAGACAUGGCCACUAGCAUGCCUUCCAGCAGGCACAAAGCUGCCACCAAGGGCUCAAGGAAACCCAACAUCAAAAAGGAGUCAAAAUCUUCUCCUCGACCUAUAGCAGAGAAAAAGAAAUACAAGUCAGCAAGUAAAUCCUCCCAGAAAUCUCGGGAAAUCAUAGAAACAGAUACCUCGUCCUCAGAUUCAGAUGAAAGCGAGAGCCUCCCUCCCUCCUCACAGACUCCUAAAUACCCUGAAAGCAGUAGGACUCCUGUUAAACCCUCUUCCGUGGAGGAAGAAGAUAGCUUUUUUCGGCAGCGAAUGUUCUCUCCUAUGGAAGAGAAGGAGCUCCUUUCCCCACUCAGUGAGCCUGAUGACAGGUAUCCACUUAUUGUGAAGAUUGACCUGAAUCUGUUGACUAGAAUACCUGGGAAGCCUUACAAAGAAACAGAGCCACCCAAGGGGGAAAAGAAAAAUGUGCCAGAAAAACACAUGAGAGAGGUGCAGAAGCAAGCCUCAGAAAAGACUUCCAACAAAGGCAAGAGGAAACACAAGAAUGAUGAUGAUAACCGAGCCAGUGAGAGCAAAAAACCCAAAACAGAGGACAAGAACUCAUCAGGCCACAAGCCAUCCAGCAACAGAGAGUCAUCUAAGCAGAGCAGUACAAAAGAAAAGGAUUUGCUGCCUUCACCUGCUGGGCCUGUUCCUUCAAAAGAUUCAAAAACAGAGCAUGGCUCUCGGAAGAGGACUGUCAGUCAGUCGUCAUCCUUAAAAUCCAGCAGUACCAGCAACAAGGAGAACAGUGGCAGCAGCAAGAGCAGUUCCUCCACGUCAAAGCAGAAGAAGACUGAAGGGAAGGCUUCCAGCAACUCCAAAGAGGCCAAGGAAAAGGCUCCAAAUAACUCCUCUAAUUGUCCUCCAUCUACAUUAACUCCUGAUUCUUCCAAGCCUCGGAGAACAAAGCUUGCCUUUGAUGACAGAAAUUAUUCAGCAGACCAUUAUUUACAAGAAGCAAAAAAACUCAAACACAACGCAGACGCCUUGUCUGACAGGUUUGAGAAAGCAGUGUACUACCUUGAUGCUGUCGUGUCUUUCAUUGAGUGUGGGAAUGCGUUAGAGAAGAAUGCUCAGGAAUCCAAGUCCCCGUUCCCUAUGUACUCAGACACGGUGGAGCUCAUCAAAUACACUAUGAAACUAAAGAAUUAUUUGGCACCAGAUGCUACAGCUGCAGACAAGAGACUCACAGUACUUUGCCUGAGAUGCCAGUCAUUGCUGUACCUGAGGCUAUUCAAACUGAAGAAGGAGAAUGCUCUGAAGUACUCCAAGACACUGACUGAGCACCUGAAGAAUUCUUACAGUAAUUCUCAAGCACCUUCACCUGGCUUGGGGAGCAAAGCUGUUGGAAUGCCUUCCCCUGUUUCUCCAAAGUUGUCACCAGGCAACUCUGGAAGUUACUCUUCUGGGGGCGGCAGUGCUUCAGCAAGUGGUUCUUCAGUGACCAUUCCACAGAAGAUCCACCAGAUGGCAGCAAGCUAUGUCCAGGUUACGUCCAACUUCCUCUAUGCCACCGAAAUUUGGGACCAAGCUGAACAGCUUUCCAAAGAACAAAAAGAAUUCUUCGCUGAACUGGACAAAGUGAUGGGCCCUCUCAUCUUUAAUGCAAGCAUCAUGACAGAUCUGGCUCGUUAUACCCGGCAGGGACUGCAUUGGCUUCGGCAGGAUGCCAAGUUGAUAUCUUGAACUGAACAUAUUCUCGUUGCCUCUGAUUUUUCCACAACACUGUGUCACAUCAAAAAGGAAAACUGCCAUAACACACCACCUAGUCGACACUAAGAAUGAGGAAUGGUUUUCUCCUCUUUGGUUUAUGUUGUUAUUUCUUAAAGCCCAAAGCCAUCAAAUCAUUUGACCCUUUCAAUAUUCCCAAGUAUUUAAAUAAUUCUAAACCUGCAAGUACAUCAGCAAGAUGGUUUCAGUAAUUGCAAUUCCAGUUACAAUUCAUAAAUAAUCAAGUAAAAUUCUAUUUAUUUUCAUUUUUUCAAGUUCCCACAUUGGAGCUUGUUUAAAACUUAGUUAUUUCUGCCUAUAGAUUUAUUCUAUUGAAUAUUUAACAUAAAUUUAAUGUAGGCAUUUUAUUUAUAUAUUUGAGGAGCUGUGUUACUUAAUGUCUUCUAAGAUAAGAGUUGGCUUGUCUAAGACAGGACAUGUUCUUUCUACAGCUACUUACCUGAUGUUAUUUCAAAUCAUUCUACAGUUUUAUUAUUGUAGGAUUUAUGCUUGGUAUUAAGGAUGCUCUUCCACAUGUGAAAAGUCACUUAAACAUGAGAAGAUGGCAUUCUACAUGGGUGCAAAAAUGGAGUGGGUCUGGUUUGGUAUGCAUUAUUUCAAAACUGUGAACGUGUGUUAGUAACACUAGCAAUCACAAGGUGACUAUGUUGCAUCUAAUGCAUUACAAAAAAGCAGAUGGAUUUGCUGGGGAAGCACAUCAUACUGAAUGGCUUCAUAAAGGACAAUCUUAAACUAUGAGUUUAUUAAAACUUUACAUUCUUGUUUGUUUUACUCAUUUGACACUUAAUUGAAGCAGAAUAAGUUACUCCUAAAAGAGUGAUCCAGUUUCUGAAGCUUUCAGCCUGUGUUCUUUGAUAAUGUUUGAGGGUUAAAGUCUGUAGAUUUCCCCUAUGGUGGAGAGAUUGUGAUGCUCAGAUAUGACCAUGCAGUAACUGGAGCUUGAAAGGAGGUGCCCCGAUGUCUAAAGUGCAGAUGACGAAUAUCUCCUCCCAAAGAUCCUCAUCAAUGAUAUAUGCUUCUGACAGGAUCAGAAAAUCCACAGUAGCAGCUGGGCAUGGUUGCGCGUGCCUAUAAUCCCAGCGUUGGGAGUAGUGACAGGAGGAUCAGGAGUUCAGGAUCAUCCUCAAGCUCCAUAAAGCUAGACAGUGAGUUUGGGGCUAGCCUGGACUACAUGAUCCAUUGUCACAUUAAAAGAAAGAAAGAAGAAAGUCCAUACUAGAAAAGUACCUAACUUGGCUCAAUGUGAGCUCUCUUGGACAAGGGGAAAUAUUAGGGAUAGUGCUUAGGAAGCUAGCUCUGUAACAAUUCUUUAUCAAACUGCUGUUCCUGACAAGGUGCAUAUAGCAGUGAAGGGAGAGGAAUGUCUCUCUUCCUCUAUACUUUUUAGUGACCCCGUCAUGUCUGGUGUGCCUUAAAUUUUAACUUUAAAUGAUAACUCUAUGGAUUGUUUACAGAUAAAGUUUUAUGCUGGGACCAGAUAAGCCAUGCAUGGUUGGUCCUCUACAAUAAUUUUAAAUUUUCUUUGAUUUUAAAUCUUCCUUUAGAGUCACAUUUAAGACAGAUUCCUUCAGAGAAGCUAGUGCUUUGGUACCUGACUUAGUAUAAUCAAUUGGGUAUAAUGCUGCUUCAAAAAAUGGCUUUUCCUUCUCAUUCCAAAAAUUCAUCUAGUUAGGGAGAGAAGAAAAUCCCUAUUACUAGUAGAUGAUUGUUCAGACUUGAGAUGGGAAAGGGGAAGAGGAUAGAAGAUCUUCACAUCCAGUGGUGUCGCGAAUCCUCUCUGCUAGUCUCUUUUACCACCUGUUUCUGAAGAUAGUGACCUUUGUCUCAUAUUUACAGAGCUUAACUGCUUUGUACCUCAUUAUUUUUACAUACUGUUGAGGGUUGAUAUCUACAGCUUAUACUGAAUUUAACAUUUUUCCCUUGGAGAAAUUGCCUCUGUACCUUUCUAAUGUAAUCGUAAUAUGUUUAAGAAAUACUUUUCCUCAGAGGCCAUUAUCUCCUCUCUUGUGCUAGUAACUUACAUGGUCUAACAGUCAUGUGUCCUGUCCUUGCCUCCUCUUUCUCACUCUGGCUCCUUAAUUUCAGGGAGGUCUUAGAAGUGGAGCACGCGCCCUCUGGGCUCUUAGCCUUCAGCAGCUGCAGUGCUGGUCUGUGUGUGCUGCCAGGCAGCCAGUGCACUCUAGGGUGACUCUGAUGUCAUGUUAAAAGCAGAGGUUUCUGCAUGUUCAUGGUGCUGCUUUGAGAUAUUUUCUCUUUAAAACUGUCAGUUCUCAGAGAAGGAAAUUGUUAAGCCUUUCAUUGUGGAGGAUUUUCCCCACCAGGUAGAAAUGGGCAAUGGAUCAAAAUCUGAUCCUAAGUGACUGAGUUCUGAUGUCAUGGUGUGUGAGAAAACUGUGUUUGUUCUUAAAUGUUUUGUCUCAGUCAUGUCCAGCACACGCCUUGGACUCCUUUACAAGGAAGUGACCAUUCCUCCCUUCUCAGUAGGUGCCC
Acomys russatus (golden spiny mouse) is the source of this 6155-nucleotide messenger RNA. It is a transcript of the gene Aff4, whose product is annotated as ALF transcription elongation factor 4. Gene Ontology annotation, biological process: regulation of gene expression. Bases 141 to 3620 code for a protein of 1159 amino acids. The transcript is spliced from 21 exons. Lineage: Eukaryota; Metazoa; Chordata; Mammalia; Rodentia; Muridae. Gene Ontology annotation, cellular component: super elongation complex; nucleus. The record is from RefSeq and is a predicted model, not a curated record.